Bradysia coprophila is the source of this 1569-nucleotide messenger RNA. RefSeq names its product SIN3-associated polypeptide 30 (gene Sap30). Gene Ontology annotation, biological process: regulation of DNA-templated transcription. The record is from RefSeq and is a predicted model, not a curated record. Lineage: Eukaryota; Metazoa; Arthropoda; Insecta; Diptera; Sciaridae. Gene Ontology annotation, cellular component: histone deacetylase complex. Gene Ontology annotation, molecular function: transcription coregulator activity; protein binding.
GACCCUACAACAAAUAUUAUUUUACAAUCUCUGUUCUCUUUCAAUCAAUCUUUUAAUAGGAACUCUAUUAUCGCUAAACUCGUCUCAAGCAAUAAACAUUUAUUCUGAUUUAGAAAGACAUAUUUUCAACAGAUAUUCACAGACGUAUACAGCAAUGAUAUUAGUCUCCGCUCAAAUGAAAACAAAUAAAAAAAAAUUGUGCUGUGAUGAUGCCAUUUUGACAGUUGUUGACAGUUGAUAUAUUUGUGCGGAUUUUUUUUUGUUGUAAACAUCCAAACAUCCAAAGAUUGUUGGAGGAGCAAGCCAUCGUUCUUUCUUGAAACCAUUUGAUUUAACAUUGGUUUGUGGAUUAGUUUUUGUGUAAAAACAAUUUGCACAUGCCCAACCACACACUGUGAUCUAGUGAAUGUUGUGUUUAAUCGAGUGUUACUUAUGAUAAAGACAAUAAAACAAUAAAGAAAAGUGAAAUACAGUAAAAAUGAACAACGGAUUCAGUACGGGCGAAGAAGAUUCUAGGGGUGGCGGAGUAGCAAAUCAAAUUUGUUGCUUAGUUGAUGACGGGCUAAAUUGUAAAAAUGUAGCAGGAAAUGCAUCGUACAGUAAACGUAUCCAAAAAACCGUAACGCAACGAAGGUUAAAGUUGACGAAUGAUCCUACAGCUACACAUAUCUACAUUUGUGAUUUUCAUAAGGCACGCAUUCAAUGUGCUCGAACGAGACGACGCCGAAAAGACUCUGAGGACGAUAGCAAUGAAACGGACACAGAUUUGCCAGAAGUGGAUUUGUAUCAAUUGCAAGUGAAUACGCUGCGACGAUAUAAAAGACACUACAAAGUAUCGACAAGACCUGGGAUGAACAAGGCACAAUUGGCGGAUGCGGUGAUGAAGCAUUUCAAGACGAUACCAAUUAAGGAAAAGGAAAUUCUCACCUUCUUCAUUUACAUGGUUAAAUCAAAUUCAAAUAAAUUGGAUCAUAAAAAUGGUAUCGGCAACGACGCUACUUAAGUGAUAGUCUUAAAUUAAACAACCUUCCGCAUGUCACUGUUUUAAAUAAAUCCACAAGCAAAAUUUACCGUCCGUGAAGAAUGAGAAGUCACCCAUUAGACCUUUAUAAUCCAACUUGUUCCACAAGCGAUAUCCACGUUAUUCGUAUCUGAAUAGAAAAGUGAACAUCGAAUGUGGAACAAGUUGGAUUAUAAAGGUCUAAUGGGUGACUUCUCUUUCUUCUUGGACUGUAACAGAAAAAUAAGCCCGAACGAAAGUUGAGUCAUGAUUCGCAGUCAAAAAAAUUUAUAUUUUUUUUUCGUGAAUUCGGGUCUCGAACAGAUUAUAAGAUUUUAGCAGUUUUUACCUUACAAUUUUAAGUUGUCAUUUUGUUUUAACCAUUGGAAUUAUGUUGUUUUAUAUACAAAUCGAGUUUAGUUUUUUUUUCGAAAUUUAAAUUCAAAAAGAAUCAUUUUUAAUGCGUAAGAGACACAGUAAUUUGUUGUUGAAUACCUUAUCAUUUUUCGUUAAAAGCUAAAAGAUGCACUGAAAUAGUCGCUUACAAUAAAAACAAAAACGUAAGAAAA